Messenger RNA from Phoenix dactylifera (date palm), 1197 nucleotides. NCBI's taxonomy places the organism in Eukaryota, Viridiplantae, Streptophyta, Magnoliopsida, Arecales, Arecaceae. The record is from RefSeq and is a predicted model, not a curated record.
CCUACCUCUCUCUCCAGCACCCACACUUCCUUCCUUCGCCUUGUGUUUCUCUCUGCAGGAGCCAUGGGAGAAGCCGCGGAGGAUGUCUAUGUUGCCAAUGGCUACCACAGCCAUCAAGCCAAGGAGGGUGUAGAUGAAUGCAAAUGGUAUGAGGAGGAGAUCGACGAUGAUCUCAAGUUAUCUUAUGCUUUGAAUAGCGUGCUGCAUAGAGGGACCAGCAAGUUCCAAGACAUAGCUCUUCUUGACACCAAGCAUUUUGGAAAGGCGUUGGUGAUCGAUGGGAAGAUGCAGAGCACCGAGAUGGAUGAGUUCAUCUACCAUGAAUGCUUGAUACAUGCAGCCCUUCUCUGCCACCCCAAUCCUAAGACAGUAUUUAUAAUGGGAGGUGGAGAGGGGUCCGCUGCAAGAGAAGUGCUCAAGCACAGCACCAUCCAUAGGGUGGUUAUGUGUGACAUCGACCAGGAGGUUGUAGACUUCUGCCGGAAGUAUUUGACUGCCAAUCAGGAAGCCUUUGCUAGCGACAAGCUCUGCCUCGUCAUCAAUGAUGCGAAGGUGGAGCUGGACAAGAGAGAGGAGAAAUAUGAUGUAAUAGUGGGAGAUUUGGCUGACCCUGUUGAAGGAGGACCAUGCUAUCAGCUCUACACUAAUCAUUCUAUGAACAAGUGCUCAAGCCCAAGCUGCAAUCAUGAUGGCAUCUUUGUCACCCAAGCUGGACCAGCCGGUGUUCUUACACAUAAGGAGGUCUUUUCAUCUAUAUACAACACCCUUAAGCAUGUUUUUAGAUAUGUGCUUGCGUACACAGCUCAUGUGCCUUCCUUUGUGGAUACAUGGGGAUGGGUUAUGGCAUCUGAUCAACCAUUCACUCUUAAUGCUCAACAAAUUGAUGAGAGGAUCAACGAGAGAAUUACUGGAGAGCUACUGUACUUAAAUGGCAAGUUCCUCAUAUCUGCAACCACAAUGAACAAGAGUGUUACCAAUCGUAAGUAUCAUUAUUCUGUGGUCAUAUCAUUAGUCACAGGGAUGACUGUGAAUGAAACGCAUGUGUACACGGAGAAAAUGCAAGAUUUAUCCAUGACAUGGAAGGCAUGUGUGCUUAAGGCUCCUCAUUCAAGGGACAAAAUAUAUGUCAAUGGAGCUCUAAAUCAACAAUACUUUGGGCAAAGAGGGCAAGAAUCUUAUGAAGAAGUGUGGUGGUAG